Messenger RNA from Malassezia vespertilionis, 558 nucleotides. RefSeq lists its product as uncharacterized. Lineage: Eukaryota; Fungi; Basidiomycota; Malasseziomycetes; Malasseziales; Malasseziaceae. The coding region runs from base 1 to 558 and encodes 185 amino acids. The record is from RefSeq and is a predicted model, not a curated record. The transcript has a single exon. Gene Ontology annotation, molecular function: rRNA binding; mRNA binding; structural constituent of ribosome. Gene Ontology annotation, cellular component: ribosome. Gene Ontology annotation, biological process: ribosomal small subunit assembly; translation.
AUGAGUAUGACGUGCCCUUUGGAGGAACAGCAGAGCUCACAUCCGGACGCAAAAGUGAUACUUCCCAGUCAGGCGCCCCCUCCGCCGACGAACGCGGCGCUGAAAUCGUAUAUGUAUGCUCCAGAGUCGCUUCCUCCGCGCCAGGAUCCGCUUUUGCACUUUAUUGUGAACUUGCUAAUGCGUGAUGGAAAGAGGGCUACCGCGGAGAGGUAUAUUGCGAACAUGAUGGGCCACAUGGGGAAACUGACAAACACGGACCCACUCCCGCUUGUAUAUGAAGCAGUAGAACUUGCGAAGCCAGUCUUGCGUAUGCAAUCGCGAAAGCAGGGUGGUAAGACGAUGCAAGUUCCUAUACCCUUGAACGAACGGCAAAGUACGCGGCGCGCGAUUAUGUGGAUUAUUGAAGCAAGUCGACGUCGUGCAGACCGCGAUAUAAGCCGUCGCCUUGCUGUUGAGAUGCUGGCAGUACUGGAGGGGAAUAGCUCUGUCCUCUCGCGUAAGGAUGAGCAACACAAAAUUGGCACGAUUAAUCGUGCUAACGCGAGUGUCCGUAUCUGA